AUGAAACCGCCACCUCUGCGACAACUACCGAGGUAUCUCCCUGCUGAACAUCGACGGGAAGAUCUUCGCACGCAUCCUCCUCAACCGUCUGAACAAGGUCUUCUGCUGAAAAGCCAGUGCGGCUUACGCCUUUAUCGUGGGACCACGGACAUGAUGCUUGCCGUCCGACGACGGCAGAAAAAGUGCCAGGAGAUGCGGACCCACCUGUACUCUACCUUCAUUGAUCUGACGAAAGUCUCCGAUACGGUGAAUCGCGAAGGACUGUGGAAAAUCAUGCCGAAAUUCGGCUGUCUCCAGCGAUUCAGCCAGAUGGUACGUCAGCUCCACGACGGCAUGUUGGCGCGCAUCACGAACGACGGAGAUGUCUCAGAGACAUUCGCGGUGACCAACGGAGUGAAGCAGGACUGCAUCCUCGCGCUCACCCUCUUCAGUCUUGUGUUGUCUGCCAUGCUGAUGGACACCUACCGUGACAAAUGCCCCGGGAUCCGCAUCGCCUACAGGAUGGACGGCCACCUCCUCUGUCAGCGGUGGAUGCACUUCCAGUCGCGUGUAUCUACAGCCACCGUCUACGAACUUCUCUUCGCCGAUGACUGCGCCCUCAAUGCAACUACUGAAGGAGACAUGCAAAGAACAUGGACCUCUUUUCGCCGCAUGCGAUAA
Molecule: messenger RNA, 660 nt
Organism: Spirometra erinaceieuropaei
Lineage: Eukaryota; Metazoa; Platyhelminthes; Cestoda; Diphyllobothriidea; Diphyllobothriidae
Source: the annotation of a GenBank genome assembly